Molecule: messenger RNA, 3505 nt
Organism: Linum trigynum
Lineage: Eukaryota; Viridiplantae; Streptophyta; Magnoliopsida; Malpighiales; Linaceae
Source: the annotation of a GenBank genome assembly
GGAUAGCAGACAUGCUAAUAUUAAAAGGAAUCUUUUGGGUUGCAAGAUUAAAAUAAUUUAGGUUAAUCAUGUGCCCAAAAUCUAAAGCAUUAAAUGCAAAAGCCAUCAUUGUUUACCCUUGGUUACAGAACCAGCAGUCACAAUGACUACUUGGAUAGAGAUUAGACACCUAAUAUAAAAUUAUAUAUUAAUUUUAUAAUAUCUUAUUAAGGAACACAUCAGAAAUCAAAGAGAUUUCAUCAAUGGACCUUCAACUUUCUCUUUGCCCUCUGGUUUUUGCUCCUGUGUUCAGCAAGUAGUUCUGUUUGUGUCGACUUUUUCCCUUCAGUAGAGUGUCAGCAAGCUAGAGUAUACAGCAAGGUAAGACCUGCUGAUCAGCUGUUUGGAGCUACACGCCAGAGACACACAUCAUUGGUGAUAUAGACCCCCUCAUCAGAUACAGUUAAGCAUGUUUGUAUUCGUUAUUCCUCAGUUACACAUUAAUGGAACCUCAUUAAAUGAUUUGGAUCCUCUUCUUUGUCUAUCUGACCAAGACAGAACACUGAAGUUUGCAGUUAUUGAACUUUUGUUUUUUGCUCAUUUAAGUCUGACUGGAUAUCAAACAUUUACUUCAUGUAAUCAGAAUGACACCUAGAAAGAAGAAAGCGCCUUCCAACCUGCUGAGGCGAAAGAGAGGUGACACUUCUUUCACAAUCGAAUCCUCCAGGAAUCCAACUAACAGCUUUACAGAUAUGAACGUGGAUAACACCAGAGUCAACAAAAGAUUGAGAAGCCUGCCAUUCAUUCUCUCAGGGGAAAUUUCAAAGUCGACAAAGGCUCACAACAGUGAGUUCGUUCCUCCAGAUCCUUAUACAGAAAUGGGUGAUAAUGAGGCAUCUUGCAGUUCAGCUACAAAUGAUCGUCAAUGUCAAAAAGCAAAGAAAGCAUCAGUUGAUGUCCCAACUGCAAGGAAGCCAUUGCACAAUGAUAGGCUGAACGUUGGAAAACCUGACUGUGUCUGUCAGUUCUGUGGUGCUUUUUUUUGGUAUGCUGAGCGAUUGGAUCGACACAGGAAAUCCUUAAAUCCUGUGUAUAGUCUUUGUUGUCAGAAAGGAAGAGUUUGCAUUCCCCUAUUAAAGCCACCACCUCCAUUGCUUGCUCAGCUGUUGGAUCUUAAUGGAGGUGCAAUGUCAAAACAUUUUAGAGACAACAUCAGACCCUACAAUGGUUCUUUGUGUUUCACAUAUUUUGGAGCCAAACUGGAUCCACGCUCUUUGACAACAAGAGGACCAUAUUCGAUGGUUAUUUGUGGUGAGAAUUACCAUAGAAUUGGAUCCUUACUUCCAGUUGAUGGAAAUAGGCCAAAGUUUGCUCAGCUAUAUAUAUUUGAACCUGAAAAUGAGGUUAACAAUAGACUUGCAAACUUCGCAUCUCGAGAGGAAGUCUUGCUGCCUGAGUUACUUGCAAGUUUGCUUCGAAUGCUUGAUGAAAACAACGAGUUGGUCAGAACAUUUAGGCGCAUUCGACAAGAUCUCCAGCUUUCUUCCACACCAAAUCUCCGACUCAGAAUCUUUGGGAUCAAAAGUAGGAUCGACAAUAUGACUUGCCAACUAGCUCUGAUAUUGCAGCCUUAAUACCUGGUGAUUUUGCUGCAGAUAGGGAGGAUAGAGAUAUCAUUUGACCAUCGAGGAGAAGGGCUGAAACGUAUAACAAGCCUCAACCCAAAAUUUGAGGCUCUUUACUUCCCAUUGCUAUUCCCGUACGGAGAAGAUGGGUUUCAUCCUCAAAUAUCUUAUAAUGCCUCCUUUUGUCCAGCAUCAAUGCGAAGAAAAUUUGUUACUCAAAGAGAGUAUUAUGCUUUUAGACUUCAGUAUCGAUUGAAUGAGGGGCAUACACUGGUUCAAAGUGGCAAGGCAUUGCAACAUUACUGUGUUGAUGCAUUUUCAACAAUUGAACUCAAUCGACUAGCAUUUCUUAGAACUCAUCAAAAAGAUUUAAGAGCAGAAGUUUAUCAGGGAUUACAGGAUGCAUUUGCAAAGGGAGACAUGGAUGAAGAAAAGCUUGGAAGAAUUAUAAUGCCAUCAUCUUAUACAGGAGGACCAAGAUAUAUGCAGCAACUUUAUCAUGAUGCUAUGGCAACCUGUCAACAUUAUGGUAACCCAGAUUUAUUUGUUACAUUUACCUGCAAUGCUCUUUGGGAAGAAAUUGUUGACGCUUUUGCAGAUAUGGUUGGACCAAACAGCGAGUUGAAGCCUAUGGUGGUCUGCCGUGUGUUUCACAUGAAGCUUGCCAUAUUAAUUGACCAGUUCAAAUGAGAAUCAUAUUUCGGAAAAACGAUAGCAGUGAGUUGGCUGUAGAUAACCUUUCAUUGUAUAAAAUUUCUUUGAUUAUUUGACUGAGCUAUCAAGUUCAAAUGAUGGACUAUUUUUUCGCAGUAAUCUACACAGUUGAGUUUCAAAAGAGGGGCCUCCCACAUGUCCAUAUGCUUAUAUGGUUGGCCAAAGAGGAUAAACUAAAGUCAACAUCUGACAUUGAUGAGAUGAUUUCUGCAGAAAUACCAGACCCCAAUCUAGAUCCAGAAGGGUAUGCUGCAGUGGUUAAGUUCAUGAUUCAUGGAUCUUGUGGAGUUAACAACCCCACUGCACCAUGUAUGAAAGAUGGUAAAUGUUCGAAGUAUUUUUCGAAAGAAUUCUGUUCAGAAACUUCGUUCGACAAGUUUGGCAAUGUCGUGUACAGAAGAAGAAAUUCAGGCAUUCAAGUUCAAAAAGGAAAGGCAAUGCUGGAUAAUAGAUAUGUCGUUCCAUACAAUCGAAACUUAUUGGUUAGAGCUCAAGCCCAUAUUAAUGUGGAAAUAUGUCACAAGGGAGGAUUAGUGAAGUACUUAUUUAAGUACAUUACUAAAGGACCAUAUAGAUCUCUUAUUGUUGCAGAAGACUCGACAAGCUCAGUUCAGGUACCAUCAAAUAUAACGAAAAAAACAAAAGACGAGAUACAAGAAUUCAUUGAUUGCAGGUCGCUGUCCUCCUACAAAGCUAUAUGGAGAAUCAACAAGUAUUCUAUACACCACAGAGAGCCUAAUGUGGUUCGACUUGGUGUACACCUGGAUGGACAACAGAAUGUUUCAUACAAGAGAAGGUCAAAUAUCCAAAAUGUUUUGCAAAAUCCAAGGGCAGGGAAAACUCAUCUUACUUCAUGGUUUGAACUUAACAGACAUUAUUGCAAUGCAAGAAAGCUUACAUAUGCUCAAAUACCAAAUUCCUUUACAUGGAAUGAAGAAUACAGUGAAUGGACUCCAAGGAAAAGGGGUUUCGCAAUAGGAAGGAUAGCAUAUGUUCCUCCAGGAAGUGAUGAUAUAUUCUUUCUUAGGCUGCUAUUGACCAAAGUAAGAGGAGCAACAAGCUUCCUCAAUUUAAGAACAAUACAAGGGGAGGUUUGUAGUACUUAGGAAAGAGCAUGCCAAAAGUUGGGGCUUCUAUCGGACUCUUCAGAAUGGAUUCAGGUAUUACAAGAAAUUGCAGUAUCAAGU